GACAAUCAACUACUCCAAACACGUAACCUUUCACUGUUUGUAUAUAUAGUGAGAUCGGUCUCGAGAGACAAAGUGGGAAGACGAAAAUGUUAAGGCUUUUGGGGAGAAGGGCAGCUUCAGCUUAUGCAGAGCUAACUACUAUUCAUCAAUGGCGGAUCCGACCCGGAAACGAUCCAAAGCCCGAUCCUUUACGAACUCUACAAAAGGGUUUCUGCGUCGGCGUUCUCCCGGACGGCGUCGAGAGAAAUUCGGAAGCUUUCUCCAGCAACUCGGUCGCCAUGGAAGGGAUCUUAUCGGACCUUCGCUCCCACAUCAAAAAGGUGUUGGUUGGUGGUGGGGAGGAGGCUGUGAAGCGGAACACAAGUAGAAACAAGCUUCUGCCUAGAGAAAGAAUCGAUCGCCUCCUUGACCCUGGCUCUUCCUUCUUGGAGCUCUCUCAGCUUGCAGGACAUGAACUGUACGAGGAGCCUUUACCAUCAGGCGGCAUAAUCACAGGCAUAGGACCAGUCCACGGCCAUCUCUGUAUGUUCAUGGCUAACGACCCCACAGUGAAAGGAGGGACUUAUUAUCCCAUUACUAUCAAGAAACAUCUCAGGGCACAAGAGAUUGCUGCUCGCUGCAGACUCCCUUGCAUAUACCUCGUUGACAGCGGCGGUGCUUACCUUCCGAAACAGUCAGAGGUUUUCCCUGACAAGGAGAAUUUCGGCAGGGUUUUCUACAACGAGUCUGUGAUGUCGUCGGAAGGGAUUCCGCAGAUCGCCAUUGUUUUGGGGUCUUGCACUGCCGGUGGUGCUUAUAUCCCUGCCAUGGCUGAUGAAAGUGUGAUGGUGAAAGGGAAUGGUACCAUCUUUUUGGCAGGACCUCCUCUUGUGAAGGCUGCCACAGGAGAGGAAGUCUCAGCUGAGGAUCUAGGAGGUGCUUCUGUUCAUUGUAAUGUGUCUGGUGUGUCGGAUUAUUUUGCUCAAGACGAGCUACAUGGACUCGCUAUUGGAAGAAACAUUGUCAAGAAUCUGCACAUGGCUGCAAAACGAGAGACGAAAGGAACAUUUGGUAGUGAAAAACUUGAAUACAAAGAACCGCUUUAUGACAUAAACGAGCUUAGGUCCAUUGCUCCUGUAGACCACAAGCAGCAGUUUGAUGUCCGGUCUAUCAUUGCUCGGAUUGUUGAUGGGAGUGAAUUUGACGAGUUCAAGAAACAAUACGGCACCACGCUUGUGACUGGUUUUGCUAGAAUAUAUGGUCAGACGGUAGGAAUCAUUGGAAACAAUGGCAUACUGUUCAACGAAUCUGCAUUAAAAGGAGCACACUUCAUUGAAUUGUGUUCUCAACGUAAAAUUCCUCUCGUUUUCCUCCAGAACAUCACAGGCUUUAUGGUUGGUUCAAGAUCUGAGGCCAAUGGCAUUGCAAAAUCUGGAGCAAAAAUGGUGAUGGCAGUAUCUUGUGCUAAGGUACCAAAGAUAACAAUUAUAACGGGUGCAAGCUUUGGUGCUGGAAACUAUGCCAUGUGUGGCCGUUCAUACAGUCCAGAUUUUCUGUUCAUGUGGCCAAACGCCAGAAUUGGCGUCAUGGGAGGCGCUCAGGCUGCAGGUGUUUUGAGUCAGAUUGAAAGGGCUACCAAGAAGAGACAAGGAAUAAAGUGGACAGAGGAAGAGGAAGAAGAGUUCAAGAAGAAAACGGUGGAUGCUUAUGAGAGAGAGGCAAGUCCUUACUUCUCCACAGCGAGGCUUUGGGAUGAUGGAGUGAUUGAUCCAUCUGAUACUAGAAAGGUUUUGGGACUUUGUCUCUCUGCUGCUUCUAACCGUCCUCUAGAAGACACUCGAUUUGGUGUCUUUAGAAUGUAAAACGAAUAAUAUGGUUAAAUAAA
Molecule: messenger RNA, 1864 nt
Organism: Brassica oleracea var. oleracea
Lineage: Eukaryota; Viridiplantae; Streptophyta; Magnoliopsida; Brassicales; Brassicaceae
Product: methylcrotonoyl-CoA carboxylase beta chain, mitochondrial-like
Exons: 10
Coding region: 87-1841 (584 amino acids)
Biological process (GO): L-leucine catabolic process
Cellular component (GO): mitochondrion; methylcrotonoyl-CoA carboxylase complex
Molecular function (GO): methylcrotonoyl-CoA carboxylase activity
Source: RefSeq, a predicted model, not a curated record